AUGCCGCGCGUCCAAUUCGUCGGACAAAUUAGUUUAUCGUAUGGUAAUACUCUACCAGAAUUAUGUUCCAAAUUGAAAAAUUUUGGUAUCGGCCGAAUGUUUCUGCGUACUGCUCAAGAUCAAAAUCGAGAAGUUUCAUAUGUUGUGUUAACACGAAGUAAACCUGUUAUAACCCAAACACCACCAAAAGUGAUUAUCGGUAAACUUGAUGAAAUAGCUGCAUUGACACGAAAACCAAUUGACACUAAGAGUGAAUUUUAUGGUCGUAUUAUUGAUCGUGGUGUUUUGUUGAACGGUGGCCGAGAAAUGAAGAUUCCGAGUGCUGUGAAUCCUGAUUGGCGCUUGAUUCGACGAGAGGAUGAGGACUAUUAUCGAAAGAAUACGCUGAAAACACAAGAUGCUAAAGAUACUAGUCGCGACACAACGGCAAAUCGUUCACUGCAAGAACAUAUUCCUGAUAUUAUGAAAUUCUGGGGAAGAACAAACUGA
Adineta ricciae is the source of this 489-nucleotide messenger RNA. The record is from the annotation of a GenBank genome assembly. NCBI's taxonomy places the organism in Eukaryota, Metazoa, Rotifera, Eurotatoria, Adinetida, Adinetidae.